This is a messenger RNA of Histoplasma mississippiense, 1197 nucleotides long. RefSeq lists its product with no specific name. NCBI's taxonomy places the organism in Eukaryota, Fungi, Ascomycota, Eurotiomycetes, Onygenales, Ajellomycetaceae. The record is from RefSeq and is a predicted model, not a curated record. Gene Ontology annotation, cellular component: SAGA complex. Gene Ontology annotation, biological process: RITS complex assembly; regulatory ncRNA-mediated heterochromatin formation; regulation of transcription by RNA polymerase II. Bases 1 to 1197 code for a protein of 398 amino acids. The transcript is spliced from 3 exons.
AUGGCGACAAACGGCGCUUCAGGCCGAGAAUCGAAAGACGGAAACCCUGAAUCGCGAGCUUCCUCGUCGCCCAUCCUCCCCGAAAUGGACGAGAAAAUCAUGGCCUCGUUCCCCAACGGCAAAUUGCGAGAAGCCCAAUUGGAAACAGUGAUAUGCAAACACUGUAAACGACCAGUUUUAAAACAAACGUCGGCAGAGCACAUACGAGGCUGCCUAAAAGCUAAACAGGAGAAAGCGCGGAAAAAGAAAGAAGCUCGCGACGCUGCCAACAGAGCGAAAGAGAAGGCGUUAGGGAAAGAUAAGGGGAAGGACGGUGACGAUAAGGAUGACGGGACUGGUAUUGGUGUGGGCGAUGAUGACGAUGCAAUGAAAGGACAAAAGAGCGCGAAGAAGAGCGCUGGCGGGGACGAUGGGCCGAAGAAAGGAAAAAAGCGCAAAGCUGAUGGAGACGAUGAUAAGGAGAAGGAGCCGAAGAAGAAGAAAAAGAAAGACGAACCCAAACCCAAAGUCCCAAAGCCUAAGGGCCCUGUCGACGUGGAAAAGCAGUGCGGUGUUCCCCUCCCCAACGGCGGCCAGUGUGCGCGAUCUUUAACUUGUAAGAGCCAUUCUAUGGGUUCCAAACGAGCUGUCCCAGGACGGUCGUUGCCGUACGAUAUGUUGCUCCAGGCAUAUCAAAAGAAGAACCAGGCGCGGCAGCAAAAGGCCGCUAUCGAUGCGAAUGCUCCGAUCCACGACGAUUUAGAUGGCAAUGGACCGAUCGACUCGGAUGAGGAGAAAGAUGCAGUGAUGGCCGGCCUCGCUCGGUCCAAUCCUCAGCCGCUGAUAACCCAUCCUCUAAUUCCAACCAGACGAAAAUACCAUCUGGUGCGCAUGAAGGAAAUGCUCUCACAGGUUCUUGGGGGCACCAGGGGAGGGAUCUUUUCCCAUCCACGCGACACAAGCAGCCAGGGCCAAGUUGGGGGUGAAAGAACGUUAUUCGCCUCAGACUCUACCAACUUUUCAUCGUCUCCCACAAGCGUCAUUAAUUCCGCUGUGCAAUCUGCGGAAACAUCGAGAAAGCCUUCCAUUUCUCAGCAGGCAGUGCAGAACCGGGCUUCCCAGGCCGCUGCUGCCGCGAAAAAUCCUGCGACAGUCUCACCACCUACAACGGUUGCCACAACCGCCGCAACGACUUCGACUGCUGCAACUGCAGCUUAA